Messenger RNA from Paramuricea clavata, 3418 nucleotides. NCBI's taxonomy places the organism in Eukaryota, Metazoa, Cnidaria, Anthozoa, Malacalcyonacea, Plexauridae. The record is from the annotation of a GenBank genome assembly.
AUGCCUUGGUUGCCUUGAGGAAUGAAGAGCGAAAGUCGCAAGAGGCUGAGGCGAGAGAAAACGAAUUGCAGGAUAAAUUAUCGGCCUUCGAGAAAAACAACAAGCUAGGAUUAGUGGAGGCCGACGGCAAACUGAAACAUGCCAGCAAAGAAAUUGGAAGACUUCAAGACAACGUCAAGAAAUUGAAAGCACAGCUUGAGGUAUGGAAUUGCAUUUAUAAAAUAACAUGUAUAUAACACGUGCUCUGAUUGGUCGAAACCCGUGUUUGAAUCAGGCCAUCCAAACACGGAAAUUUAAAGUGAAAGUUUUUUAAAGUGAAAUUUUAACACGGAAAGUUGUUAUUUUAUAAAACAGUUACUUUGUGGUUUCCGUGUUUGGAUGGCCAUAAUUGUUUCGCCUGCAAUUUCAUUUCAUUUUAUCGUAUUAAAUUCGUAUUUAAUUCAGGAAAUAGUUUUAAUUCUUUUAAAAACUAUAUUUCAAGGAACUGAAAGAUUUUUUUAGGAUUUUAUAAAAGCUAUACACCUGUAUACACAUGCGAAGCAAUAUCGCGAUAGUCAUCGAGCAUGACGAUAAUUUCGAUAUAUCGUCGCUCAAGUUUCUACCUUCGAUACGAUAAUCGCGAUUGAAAAUAUCGCGAUAAAUCAAAAUAUCGAAAUAUCGCCCAACCCUAAUGUUUACCAUGCAAUUUAUUACAAAUUUCAUCAUUAAAACUGUGUUUUGAGAAGCUGAGAUUUUUUAUCAAAAUGUGUUCUCACAUUGCAGGAAAUGCUAUUUCAGAGAUCCAAAUUUUAAAAAUUUUCUGGGGGAAUUAUAACAAACAUACUUGUAAGGAGGUGAGUCCGGGAUUGGACGCACCGAGGGUGGCUGGAGGGUGGCAUGGUCUACUCUCCAGACCCCGUUGAAGAUAUAAGAAACCAUUAAAUAAAUAAUGCUUAUAAGUAAGUCACAAACGAGAGAUCCCAGACGCAUGCAGAGGUCCUAAUUCCUAUCCUUAAAUUCAAUUAAAUCCGGAAUAAAUCACGUAAAAUUAAACAAAAGUUAGAGAGUAACGAAAUACUUCGCCACAAAAUGAAAAUAACGAAGUAAAACGUUACUUCUUGAAACGACUUCGUUCCAAGUAAAAGUACUCCAGAAAAAGUUUACUUUGUUACAUGCUGACUUCUCAAAAAUACUACUCAAGUACAGUAACGAAGUACAUUUACUUCGUUACUUGACACCACUGCAAAUAUAUUAUAAAUGUAAUUGUAAACCAUUGUAAUAUCUCAUUGUAAAUUACUCUUUGAAGGCCGCAGACUGGUACCGAAAGCUCGUUAAAUCAAUAAACAUUUUAAACCAGAAAGCGUCUAAAAACUUGAUAUUUUUUCCCAGUGAAUGUAUUCAAUUUCUCUCAUUCAGAAUGAACGUGAGGCUGAACGGUCACGUGUUGAAAAAGACCAAGAGCGUAUUGCGAAAGCUUUAGAAGCCGCAAGGGGGAUUGGUGACAAGGAAGAAGAAAUAAAAGAACUCGCUUUACAAGUCAGUGCUUUAAAGGUAUGUUACAACGAGGUUUUACGCAAUAAUUAUUCCAACAAUAAUUCCCAUCCCCAUAAUUUUUAACGAAGUAAAAUCUUUUGGUGUUCCGUGUUCCGGAGUCAUGCUGUUUCGGUGUUCCAGUGUUCCUAGCCGGGCUUCUCCGGAUAACAUUAUAACAUUUAACGAAUGUUUGUGCCAUUUGUGCUUGCCGAAAUUGAUGUAGAAUAUCCUUCUCAUGCUUGAGCAUUUAUAAGAAAAUUUACAAAAGAGAAGAAACGUCGACCAACCCUAUACCUAGGUUUUUGCAGCAAGAAAUAGGAAGCCCAGUUCAUUUUUGUACACUUAAUUUUCCGUAAAUAUAGGCAACAAAUGAAGCUUUGAAAGACCGUUUAGACGAAGCAGACCACGAGUUGAAGAGAAGAACCAGAGACGCGGAAGACAAAGAUAAACUACUUCAAAGAUUGAAGGACUUAUUGAAUGAUCUGGAGCAAGGAAAUGUUGAUGUCAGGCAGCCUGUUGAUGAGACUGAUGGCGUUGGAGAAUGUCUGGCUGGGUUGCAUCAGAAAUAUCUGGAUUUGUUGAAUGAUCUGGAGAAUGAGAGAGAGAAAGGAAAACGUCAACAAAAGCAGGUAUGGCGGACAAGUAUACCGAAAUCCAAGGUCUGUAAUUCCGCGGACAGAACGUUGCACUAUCAGGAAUCCCAUGGGCCGCAAGUUUCGUUUCCUGCGGAGGGCCUAAAGUUGCAUUGUUGCUGUUGCUGUUGCUGGUGCUGGGGAUGCUGGUGCUGUUGUUGUUGUUGUUGCUGUUGCUGUUGUUGUUGUUGUUGUUGUUGUUGUUGUUGUUGCUGGUGGUGCUGUUGGUGCUGUUUAUGUUGUUGUUGUUGUCGUUGUUGCUGUUGCUGUUGCUGUUGCUGCUGUUGUUGUUGUUGUUGUUGUUGUUGGUGUUGUGCGAAGCAUUAUGUUUGGAUAUUUUGUUCUUUUUAAAGGCAAAGGCUGCAGUAGAUGGAUUAAGAGCGGAGCUUUCUCGCGCAGAAAGUCAGUUGAAGGCAGCAGAAGACGCUUUAUCGCAGGUAUAAAGGGACAAACAUAAAAUCUCAGUAAAGACCAAACGUAAACACUGGGAAAAAUAGUGAAAUUCAUACUAUGGAAUUUGCAAUUGAAUCACUAUAUCCAUAGUAUUUCCGUACUAUAUCCGUAGUAUGGAAAUUGCAAUUACUGUAAAAUUGCAUUUCUCUACUAUUUCCUACUAAGAUCCAUACUAUUUCGGUAGUAAGGAUUUUGAAAAAAAUUUCCAUUUAAAAUUUUUUUUGCACUCCCUCUGAAAAUUUUGAAAAUCAGGUGCCCCAUGGGCUUCAGUAACACGUGCGUGCUCAUCUAUGCUGUUUAAGCAUUAUCUCCAUUGCUUUUCCGUCUAUAUGUGCUUCUUGUGUUUAAGAAUUCUUGUAUUCACAUACAAUUUUCAAUUGAAAAUACACAGUAGGUCGUUAGAACAGUGAACAUUUGCGGCUGUGUUGAUUUUUUUUGUCUCGUUUCCAGUCACUGUUCCCUUUUUGUUGAUUGUACUGCAGUAAUGCAGUAAUUGCACUGCCCUUAGCCAAUCAGGGUUGAGCAAGUUUUUAUUUUUACUAUUAGUUUCAUUAUAGUCCAACUGUUUAUUUCCAUUAAAUCAUUAAAUAAAUAAUGCUUAUACUAUCAUUAAAUAAAUAAUGCUCAUUAAAUCAUUAAAUAAAUAAUGCUUAUACUAUCAUUAAAUAAAUAAUGCUCAUUAAAUCAUUAAAUAAAUAAUCCGUUUCCUUCAGCUAAGUGAAGACGCAGCCAGAAAAGAGAAUGAACUCAAUGAAUUGGAAGAUGAGAUUGAGAGAUUACGUAAUCGAUUACAACAACCUUCAGAAAAAUAUCAAGACGAG